Molecule: messenger RNA, 1860 nt
Organism: Stylonychia lemnae
Lineage: Eukaryota; Ciliophora; Spirotrichea; Sporadotrichida; Oxytrichidae
Source: the annotation of a GenBank genome assembly
AUGUCAAGUUAAGCAAGUAAUUCACAAACUCACACUAGAUAGGCAUCUUUUACCUCUAGAGUCUAGUAAAGCAGCACAAUUGGGGGAUCAAACGUAGCUAAACCUAACUUGAAUAUUAUGAGGCAAUUUAAAUAUGAUCAGACUAUCUUUGACAGACCGAAAACACUGUCAAGCUUUAAGUCAGUUAGCAUGCAAAAUCAACUGAAAGAAUAGGAGGACACCUUGACUAAAUUACAAGACAAGAUGAAUGCUAGUAAGUUGCCCAAGGGAUCGUAAAUUGAGAAAGAAAAGGAGAGAUACCAAAAGAUGCCAAUUAUGCUAGUUUUUGACUACUUAAAGGGAUUUUUCUUUAAAAGUCAGAAUGAAAAUGAAGAACUAAAGCACAAAAUUGAGAAAUUGGAAAAAGGAGAAAAUCUUGAUAAGAUCUUGAAGUCUAAUAAUACUGGUAAUGCCUUUAGCCAAGAGAAUGAACAAUAUAUGAAAGACCUUAAAACAACCAUUGAUAAAUUGUAGUUUGAAAAUUCUAAGAUCAAAAUGGAACUUGAAAAAACAGUUAAGGAGCUUACAGAUUUUAAGGCCUAGAAAAAGUAGGCUAUGGACACCUCAUAGGUUAUUAUUUUAGAAAUAAAGAAUGAUAACGAAAAAUUACUAAAAGUAAUCGACGAUAAAAAUGGUUAGAUCGAGUUGUUUAAGAAAGACAUCCAAGACAGAGAUAUAUAGAUUGAAAAACUAAAAGAGAAAUUAGUGGACACAUCUAAGCUUCAGUAAAAGGUUAAAUUACUUGAGAACAAGUAUGCCACUGAUAUCAAUCAUAUCAAAGCAAUUUCAAUGAAAGAGAAUGUAGAUAAGAAGAAAGGCGAAGGUGAACAUACUAAGCUGCUUGCCCUUAAUAAUGUAAAAGAUGAGAGAAUUCUUUUUCUUGAGAAUGAAAUAAAAUCUUUUAGAGACAAAGUCUCAACCGACAGAUAGACUCAAAACUAAGUAUCUAAACUAUCCUUCAGAGCAGAAAUUAAUGAGAAAAUAAGUAGGAAAAGUGAGCAUGAGAUAGCAAGACUAAAGAUUCGGAUUGAAGAAAAGGAUAGAUAAAUUGAGAAAAUCAAAAAGGACUUCGACAGAGUAUUUGAAGAACUUAAGAAAUAUAAGAAGGAUGCAGAGAAAGCAAUAAAAUAUGAAAGUAUUUAAGGACCAUAGGGUAAUCAAAUGAUGAAUAUGGGUUCAAAUUCAGCAUAGUCAGUUAUACCUUACAUUCCAGUAGACAAGAAUCCUUACUUAUUAGAAGAGUAUUAAAAGAAGGUAAGGGAGCAAGAGCAAGUAAUUCUAGGCAUGCGUAAAAAAUUUAAACGAAUGAAUCUAACUGAGAAAAAGGCUUAUAUAAAGCAAAAAGAGUUUGAGAUGCAACGUUUUGAAUAUGAAAGGGAAAUUUAAGAUAUGAGGAAAUAUGGUGGAGAUAAGAAAAAGAGUCAUGGUUAUCUAAGUAACGGUGAUUCAGAUUCAUCUUUAGAUGAAAGAGGAUAUCCACCUUCUACAAAGAUUAAGCAUGACGAUGGUAGUGUUAGUAACAUGCCUAGGAGUUCUUCUAUUUAAAAGCUAACUUCAGGAUUGCAAAGUAAAAUGCUAUUUAACUAAGUAGGAUCAUAGACUUAGAGAAAUUUCAAAACAGCUAGUGGAGCUUUAUUAGUAAAUACUAACAACAAAGAUAGUGUAGCUUGGAGUAACAAUGAAAACCUAAAGACUCUUAAAGAAACAAGAAUGACUCUGAAUACUUUAAAUACUAAUAAUGAAUUAGGAAGUGAUCUGAAUGAUAAAUCUUCCAAAAGAUUUGGAUCAGUUAAAACUUAGUUGUAGAAGCUUAAUCUUUGA